UUGAGAGUCGCUUAGAGUAAAAUAAUAUAGGGUUGAGAUAUUGCCAUGUCGGUUUGAGCUAUUGACAGCCGUUGGAUAAGUCUUAAAAGGACGGUCUAGAUUGAAAGAUGAUAAUCUAGGUCUAGAUCUCAGCCGUCCGUUAGGGUUCGGAGUGGGUUUCGCUGAUAGUGAAAUAGCGAAAAGAUGAUGAGAUGUGAGCACAAAAGGAAGACAGAGGGAGUUGGGUAGAGAGAGAUAGGGAAAAAAAACGAAAAGAAAAAGAGAUAGAGAGAGAGGGAAGGAGGAGGAGAAGAGGGAAGAAGAUAAGUGAAAAACUAAGAUCUUUCUUCGGGGAAGUAAGGAGGAAGAUCUUCAGGGCUGAUUGAAUCAAAUUCUUCUUUUGUUGCAAUAGAUUGGUUUCUUUUAAGACCGGUGGUCGUGACUCCAUAUCCGGAUAAUUUAUGUUAGGUUUCCGGUGAUGAGAGUUGGGAUUAGUUAUCUGGGUAUAUUUGAUUUGGAAAGAGAAAGUAAAACCAGGGAUGGAUAGAAAUAGAGAAGCAAGAAGAGCAUCCAUGGCGGCCACAAAUGGCUUGUCAAGACGUAGACACAGAACUGGGAGUUUGAGAGACUCUCCAGAGGAAGAUGGACCAGUCGAGUUACAAGAAACGGCGAGACUAAGGGAUCGAGGGAGUGGGAAGAAAGAUCGAGAUCGUGAUCGGGAUCGAGAGCGUGAACGAGAGCGAGACCGUGAUAGAGACCGAGAAAGAGAUCGUUUAAGCCGGAGCAAGAGGAGAAGAGGGGAUAGGAUGAUGCACGGCAACAGAGAAGAUGGUGUGGAUGAUAGCUCUGAGGAAAGCGUAAACGAUGAAGAAGAGGACGAAGAUGAAGACGGAGGUGGUGUUGGCGGUGGUAGUGGCUCCUUAAGGAUGCUUCCUCCCACGAACCCACCAGCGUCUUUAUCAACCUCCUCCAUGCUUCAUCAUCAGCGGAAGAGCUUCCCACCGGCGAAGAAUUUUAGAGGAGCGCCGGCGUGGAAGGUUGCAGACGAGAUGAUUGGUGUGUCGGUACCCAGAAAAGCACGGUCAGUUUCUACUAAGAGGUCGCACGAAUGGAGCUCAGCGAUUGGUAUUGUUGGUGAACAAGUUCACCGGCAGGCUUCGACAUCUCCAGUCCGACCGAGCGUUUCGGCGGUGCCGACUGUGGGGUGUCAAACUCCCGUCUCACCGUCUUCUUCCAAUGCUUCGGUUCGGAAGAAGCUGAAGUCUAAUGGACCAAAACUCCGACAACCAAAAACGACGACGUCUUCGUCUAAGUCGCCUUCUUCAGCUCAGGACGAGAUCGAGAUAGAGAUCGCCGAGGUCUUGUAUGGAAUGAUGAGGCAGCCACAAGGACCCACGAAGCAAGAUAUCAUGGCUUCCGAUUCAAUAAAAUUUGAAUCAAGAGAAACGAACCACAAAUCAACAAGUGAAGCAAACAAAUCCUCUGGUGACUCCAAAUCCAGAGUUUCAUCUCCGAUCUCGGGCUCACAGCAAUACGGAAUUCCUCAAUCAUCGUCUCGUUCAUCUCUGACUGCUGUUGAAGGUGCGGUGCCCGCUUGGGCGUUUUGUGUUGCACCCAAGAGAAAAAAGCCUCGACUGGUUAAGGGUGACUCUAAGUAUGAAGAAAUGACCAAAUCUUCCUUUUUAACGGUUCAGAUCAAUCCCAAUCCUUCUACAAGCCGGCUUCCAGCUGAUCAGACGGAGAAAACAGAGACCUCAUCUGCUAAUUUGGAGAAAGCUGGUGGAUCAGCCACUGAAAACGGAGUAGUUGCCUCCAAUAUAGCUCAAUCCCACUCUAUAUCCGCUAUGUCAGAGGCGGGGACAGCCUCUGCUUCGGCGGUGCAGCCCGAGCCAAUUAAGGUAGAGAACAGCCUCGUAUCAGAGUCGAAGCUGGUUUCUGAUAAAUUAGAGAAUCGGGAUUUGGGAGUGAACAAAGAAGAACCUCAAUCGCCCAAGAAGGAAUUUUCUGGGCACAGAUUGGACGACAAGCGCGAGACUUCAACUGCUACUAAACCGAAUUCAACAACUUCCGAUGUUGAGAGACAGCGAGAAGAAAAAUUCCAGAUAGAUCUGAUGGCACCACCUCCGUCUAGAUCGUCUCCGGAAAGAGAUAGUGAGAUUGAUUUUGUGGCUGUAGAUGCUAAAGCUAUGGCAGUAGAUACAGAAAUGGAAACAAAGCCUGUGAUAAAAGAAGAUGCCAAGGCAUUGAAAACCAGUAGAGAAGAGGCUUCAAAUGUGGAACCUGAUAAGUCGAAAGCUAUUACUCCUAUUCUUACUUCUAUUCCCCCAGUUGAUGAAGAAUCCAAGAAGCACCAGCCGCCUACAACUGUUGGCAAGGAGAGGAAUAUUGAUUUGCGGCUUGAUUUGGAAAAGGUUGAUAGAGAUACAGCCGCUGCUGCCCUCGUCCCCGGCAAUAAGCAACAACAUAUUACGAGACAGCAGCAGCAGCAGCAGCAGUUACACGCCAGUGACAAAAAUGCUCAAUCAGGCCCUCUACCAAUGCCAAUGUCCAUGGCUGGCUGGCCGAGUGGGCUUUCACCAAUGGGAUAUAUGGCACCUUUACAGGGAGUGGUAUCUAUGGAUGGAACAUCUGUUUCUUCUGCUGCUAUACAAUCACCGCCUUAUCUCUUUACUCAACCACGGCCAAAGAGGUGUGCUACCCAUUGCUACAUUGCAAGAAGUAUAUGCUGUCACCAACAAAUUGCAAGGAUGAACUCUUUCUGGCCAGCAGCAGCCGCUGCAGCAGGUUCUGGUUCUCUAUAUGGGGCCAAGGCUUGUAAUCUCAAUGUUUUGCCGUCGCCAGAUUUGCAUGGAAACAUUUCUGGCCGAGGAUUGAACGCAGUUCAGGACAAGGGUCAGGGUCUUGCUAUGUUUGCUGGCCAUACUGGAAAAGACAAGUCUUCCCAGGCAUCCAACGUUGUUGAUGCUGCCCAGAGAAAGCAAAUUAUGCUCCAGCAAGCUCUGCCCCCUGGUGCACCUAGUAAUAUAUUGCAAGGCCCUGCUAUCAUUUUCCCUUUGAGUCAGCAGCAGGCGGUUGCUGCUGCUUCUGUCAGACCUCCUGGAUCUGUGAAGUCUCCUCCAGCUCCUGGAAAUGCAAAUACCUCGAGUGCAUCUAAUCCUACUACAGCAACAGCACCGGCAAUGACCUUUAAUUACCCACCUAUGUCUGGAAACGAAACUCAGUAUCUUGCUAUCAAUGCCUAUCCGUUUCCUAUUCCUGCACAUGUUGGAGCUCCACCAGCUUAUAGAGGGAGUCCUCAGGCAAUGCCUUUUUUCAACGGCUCAUUUUAUUCUACCUUCCAUCCUUCACAACUUCAACAGCAACAGCUCUCUCAUUCACAGCAAAGUCAACAAGGUCACCAGAACCCAAGUAUUUCUAGUGGUUCUUCCUCGUCUCAGAAACAUUUGCAGAAUCAACAACAGAGGCCGCCACAUCCCAGUGGUGGUGUAAAUGGUGGUGGAAGUCUACAAGGCUAUCCCACCUCGAAAAACCAGUCUUCACAGCCCCUACAGCUUCAACAGCAACAACAGCAGCAGCAGCAGCAGCAGCAGCAGCGGCAUCAGCAAAACCAGCAUAUUUCGCAUGCAGCUCGCCAGCUUGAAUCUGAGAUGGGUGGUGAAGAUAGCCCUUCAACUGCUGAUAGUCGUGUUUCACGACCAAGUAUGAGCAUUUAUGGACAGAAUUUUACUAUGCCUUUGCAUGCGCCAAACUUUGCUUUAAUGGGUCCUGCAUCUAUGGGCAAUGCAAGUGGCCCAAAUGGUGCUGGUGGCAGUAAUGGGGAAAAGAAGCAGCAGCAACAGGGAUCGAAGAGUGUGGUAGAGCCGCCUCAUGCUUUUGCCAUGUCUUUCGCUCCCAUCAAUGGUGCUGCAAAUGCUCCCGGCAUUGACAUUUCUUCUAUUGCACAGCAGCAAGCUAUUUUAACAGAUGUUAGACAAGGAUAUCAGUACAUGGCAGUUGCACAAGCUUCAGCACAACAGAAGAAGAAUUACCGUGGUUCCGAAGAUGGAAAAAAUGGUGGGGACUCUUCUAAUUUGGAAGAAGAAAGAAAGAACAUGGCAGGGAAGGGUUCAUCAACGUUGGGGCAGUCUAUAGCUUUUUCGAGGCCAGAUUUGUCCGAUGUAUCUGGUUCGACAAUGCCAGGUAGUUCUGUAGUUGAUAGCUCUGCGAGAAAUAUCAACCUUGGCUCUACUCAACAUCGACCUGGUUCCGUUAUGACUGCCACAUCUAAUGCCCAGCAGCAACUUCAUCGGACUCAUCAACAGCAGCAGUUGCAGCAGCAACAACAACAGCAGAUGCUUCAGCUCCAGAAGCACCACCACCAUCAGCAACAGCAACAACAACAGCAGCAACAACAGCAGCAGCAGCAGCAACAAUUCACCAAUGCAGCAUCCCGAUCCAAGACACCAGCAACAAGUAAUGGCAAUGUGUACUCUGAUCACCACAACAAUUCAUCAAUGGCUGCUAAGUUCCCCAAUGCCUUAUCCACCUUUCCCUCAAACCUUGUUCAUAGCAAUAAUAGUCCAGCUCAUUCUCCUCAGUGGAAAAAUUCUGGAAGGUCAACGACUUCUCAAGCUCCCUCUCCAUCUAUGACCUCAUCAACCUCAUCUUCCCUUAAAAAUCUAUCUCAGCAGCCAAAUCGCACUCAACAGACACAUACACAAAUAUCUUUUGCAGCCAAUCCUAAACAACCAGGGCAAUCUCAAGUGCUGCAGAAUAGCAAUAGCAAUCAAUCUCCAUCUCCUCCAAUAAUGGUAGGGUCCCCCACGACUUCCUCGGUGUCAAAAAGUGCUGGUGGGAGCCCAAGGACAACUACUUCCACAUCCACAGCAAACAAAGUUGGCCAAGCUUCUUCAUUGUCAUCUCAGCAGGCCAAGAACUCCCCAUCCGUCUCCAACAUGAAGUCUUCUCCUGGUCCUGGAAAAAAUGUACAGUCAAUCCUUGGCAAUCCACACAUCACCUCUUCCUCCAGCACAGGAUCCAAGAAUUUAAUGUCGCAGCAGCAGCAGCAGCAAAUGCACUCUAAGCAAUCACUACAGCAUGCUCAACUAUAUUUCUCUUACAACAUUCCUAAUCAAACACCACAUUCUAAUAGCAACACCCCAACUACAGCAUCUGCAGCUGCUGCUGCAGCAGGAGCUUAUUAUUCUCAAAGACGUCGACCUGAGCAACAACAGCAGCAACAUAGUGGAUCAGGGACAUCGUCAAGUGGAAUGUUAACAUUGUGUCCUUCGGUUUCUCUAGGGAACACUAGCACAUCUGAUCCUGCCAAGGCUGUGGCGGCUGCAGCUGCUGCUGCUGCUGCUGGCAACAUGAAAGGUGGUGGCUUACCUUCUCAGGCACUUAUGCAUCCCCAAUAUGCUGCUGCACAAUCAGGGAGCCCACAUCAGCUUUUGCCGGCUGGCUUCCCUUAUGCCCAUGCUGUUCCAACUGCAGUUCAGGUGAAGCCAACCGAGCAGAAACAACCUGCUGGUGAGUAAGAAUGAUGUCAAUUAGAUCUUUUUCCAUUGCAACCCCAUUUCCACAAUGGCAAUUCUGUUUUAAACAAUAAAAAGAUAAAAAAGAGUUGCGGAAAAAGGUUGUUUCGGUGGGGGUUGCCAAAAUUUUGAAGGGAAUGACAGGUUUUCCCCCAGGGAAUGAUAAUUUGCAUGACUUCUGGCAGCCUGAGAAAUGAAAUAUUGCAACCUUUUGAAGAAGCACAACCAAGAGGAAGCAAAAACAAGUCAGAGCUUGAAGAAGCCACAAACCAUAUUGGCGCUUUCUGACAAAUGGGGAAGAUAAAAACAAAUAUAUUAGCCUUUUGGAAUGGAAUGUGCUUGAAAACUUGGAAGUGUAUUUAUCUACGUACACCCUUUUGUGUUUAUAAAAUCUGACAGGGUUGAUGGUGAAAGUCUAAUUGAAUUUGAUUGGUACGGUGGGUGAAGAGGAUGGGGAAUGCUUGGAAUAGAGCUCUGAUAAAUGUUUUCCUUUUUGUUAAUUCAAAUAUAUAUAUAUGGAUGGAAGAACAAUAGAGAGGGUAAGAGCAAAGACCCACCUUUCUUUCUUUUGGGGAUGUAACGAAGGUUUCUUUUUAUUUCUUCUUUUACUCAUCUCAAUUACAUUUUCUUUUAUUGUCCUCACUCUUGGAGGUCUAAUUUUUCCAGGAAAAAAAACCCUCAGCUUUUGGCGUAUAUAUUUAUUAUUAUGUGUAUCCCAAUGUGUAUAUGUCUUGGCACAUAUUAAAGCAACCCUUUCUCAAA
Cannabis sativa is the source of this 6254-nucleotide messenger RNA. Its product is annotated as protein TIME FOR COFFEE. Lineage: Eukaryota; Viridiplantae; Streptophyta; Magnoliopsida; Rosales; Cannabaceae. The record is from RefSeq and is a predicted model, not a curated record. The transcript has 12 exons. Bases 519 to 5495 code for a protein of 1658 amino acids. Gene Ontology annotation, cellular component: nucleus. Gene Ontology annotation, biological process: regulation of circadian rhythm.